Messenger RNA from Drosophila grimshawi, 498 nucleotides. Its product is annotated as protamine-like. The record is from RefSeq and is a predicted model, not a curated record. Gene Ontology annotation, biological process: sperm DNA condensation; spermatogenesis. Lineage: Eukaryota; Metazoa; Arthropoda; Insecta; Diptera; Drosophilidae. The transcript has 3 exons. The coding region runs from base 1 to 381 and encodes 126 amino acids.
AUGUUUGGCUAUGUAAUCAGAAACUUAAAUCUCAAUUUUUUUUUACCAUCCGGCGACGUUCGAUCAAAGUGCGCCUCACGGAAAAGGAAGUCCAACGCCUGCUCGAAGCGCAAGAGUAAAAAGCGCACUGCUGCCAAAAUAAAAUAUGCCCACAGUCCAGGACCGAUGACAAACAAUGCGUUCCUUAACUAUUUGAGACACGUGCGUCGAAAAUAUUGCGGCUUGAGUGUGGGGCAGCUGUCCAAGUUGGCUUCCAAACAAUGGCGUUGCAUGAGCGACAAAGAAAAAGAACGAUAUCGCAACCAGGCAUACAGGGUCCAAGAUGCUGAACGACGCCAACGAAACAAAAUCUUUAACAAUAGUGUUAUGAAUUGGGGUUAAAAGUGCGAAUAAAUUUGUAUUUAAAUAUUUGAUGAUUUCAUAAUCCGGUUGCCGAACCCAAAUUCGUUGUGUAAUUGUUAAAUAUCCAAAUAAAUUACAAUUGAUUUUUUCAUUUAA